Messenger RNA from Malaclemys terrapin pileata, 1609 nucleotides. It is a transcript of the gene CDK20, whose product is annotated as cyclin dependent kinase 20. The transcript is spliced from 9 exons. Gene Ontology annotation, cellular component: nucleus. The record is from RefSeq and is a predicted model, not a curated record. Gene Ontology annotation, biological process: protein phosphorylation. NCBI's taxonomy places the organism in Eukaryota, Metazoa, Chordata, Testudines, Emydidae. Gene Ontology annotation, molecular function: cyclin-dependent protein serine/threonine kinase activity; ATP binding. The coding region runs from base 199 to 1224 and encodes 341 amino acids.
AGCAGUGGGUUAUGAGAUAGGACACCCCUGAUAUCCCACAAUGCACUGUGGGUGCCUUAGGAAUGGGGGUCUGGCCUGGGAGAGGCAGCAGUGCAUUGUGGGAUGGGGCUCCCCCAAUAACCCAUAGUGCAUUGCAGGGGCCCCCGCAUCGGGGUUCCCUCAGUGUAAGGGGUCCCAGUGCAAACCAGUCAGCCCAGCAUGGACCAGUACAGCAUCCUGGGCAGGAUCGGGGAAGGAGCCCACGGCAUUGUCUUCAAAGCCAAGAACGUAGAGACGGGGGAGACCGUGGCAUUGAAGAAGGUCGCUCUGCGGAGACUGGAGGACGGGAUCCCGAACCAGGCGCUGCGGGAGAUCAAAGCGCUACAGGAGAUUGAGGAGAAUCAGCAUGUGGUGAAGCUGAAGGCCGUGUUCCCCCACGGCGCAGGCUUCGUGCUGGUGUUCGAGUACAUGCUGUCGGACCUGGCCGAGGUGAUCCGCAACGCCCAGCAGCCCCUCACGCAGGCCCAGGCGAAAGGCUACAUGCUCAUGUUGCUGCAGGGGGUGGCCUUCUGCCACGCCAAUAACAUCAUGCACCGGGAUCUGAAACCAGCCAAUUUACUCAUCAGCUCUACGGGGCAGCUGAAGAUUGCGGAUUUCGGCCUCGCCAGGGUGUUCUCCAGUGACGCAGGCCGGCUCUACAGCCACCAGGUGGCCACCAGGUGGUACCGUGCCCCGGAGCUCCUGUACGGUGCCCGGAAGUAUGACGAAGGGGUGGAUUUGUGGGCUGUGGGCUGCAUUUUUGCUGAGCUGCUGAACAACUCGCCCCUCUUCCCCGGGGAGAACGACAUCGAGCAGCUCUGCUGUGUACUCCGGGUGCUGGGGACCCCCAGUCCGCGCGUCUGGCCGGAGAUCACGGAGCUGCCUGACUACAACAAGAUCUCGUUCAAAGACCACCCGCCCAUCCCGCUGGAGGAGGUGCUGCCCGACGCCCCCCCACAGGCCCUGCAGCUGCUCGGGCGCUUCCUGGUCUACCCUUCCCGGGAGCGCGUGAGGGCAGCCCAGGCAUUGCUGCAUCCCUAUUUCUUCACCCCCCCGCUGCCCGCCCACCACUCGGAGCUACCCAUUCCCCAGCGAGGGGGCAGGACGGCCCGGCAGGGACCCCCGCACCAGCGCAACUUCCACAUCGAGCGGCCCGUGGAAGAGUCUGUGGUGGACCCCAAAUGGGUGGCCCCUUAUGUGGUGUGAGGGUGAAGAUGGGACACGGGGCCUGCCCCUCUGGGGGGCGCCGGCUCCCACCCGGCCCCAGGGCAGGGACUGGCUGCCUCAGGGGGGCAGGGAAUGGGGCAGGGGCCUGUCUUCUCUAGGGGGCGCCGGCUCCCACCCGGCCCCAGGGCAGGAACUGGCUGGCUCAGGGGGCGGGGAACGGGGCAGGGGCCUGUCCCCUCUGGGGGGCGCUGGCUCUGAUCCAGCCCUGUGGAGGGUGAAGAUUGGCCCCAGUCCCCUAUAUAGUCCCUGUAAUAGGGACCCCCAGUCUGUCUGUCCCCCCAACAUCUCCCCCUCUGGUUCCUGGUGCUCUCUGGACUCUGGUGUCACUGAGUUUUGUAAUUAAACGGCUUUCGUUUACUGUGAA